UCUGCCUAUCGCCAGAAGUCCAUCCCUAACAAAACGAUUUUUUAUUAUUGUUUGUGUUUAUUAUGAUUAACGAGAUAGAUAGUAUGGAAAUCCAGGAGGAAUCUUCUCCGGAGGACGACGAUGUAUUCCAAUUUGAGACCGAGCACUUGGCUCUUCGUGGCAACCAAAGCUAUGCAAAUUUAUUGCGCACUAUUGCCAUUCUGCAGGCUCAGAGGAUUAGAGUCCAUCAGCAGAUAGAGGAACUGGAAGCGACGCGGAACGUGUAUUUGGAGAAUCCGCAACUGAUGCUGGACAAGUUGCGGAAUAAUGAGCCCAUUAUAUCGGACAACUACAUCAUUACCGCAGCUUUGCCAGACAUACCUUCACUAAGCGCCAAGGAUGAAGCCAAAGAAGCUGAAGGAAUGGAAUCUAGAAUGCCAUUAAAAGAUAUGUCAUCCGAGAUAGAUCCUACUACGCAGAGACCUGAAGAAGGCGUUGUUAAAACUCAUAAGCGCUCGGAAAGUUUUGCCCGCCUAUGGACAAACGAGGAGCAGCGACAUUUAGAGCAGCUCCUGAUUCAGUAUCCCCCAGAGGAAGUGGAAAUGCGCCGGUUCACAAAAAUAGCCAAGGCUCUUGGCAACCGUACCGCCCAGCAAGUAUUCAGCCGUGUCCAAAAAUACUUUCAGAAGUUACACGACGCAGGCAUGCCAAUACCUGGACGGAUUCCAAAGUAUCGCCGUUCGGGAUACUGUAAGCCAAAGUUCAGUAUACGCCGGUCGACUUUUUUCCCUGCCCAGAAUCUUUCGCUUCAAAUGCCGGAGGAGGAUUGUACCCUAGAUGACUUACGAAUGCAGUCGCCUGCUCCAGAGAUGGUUGUGCCGGCAGCGCCUUCAAAAAUCAAGGCGGAACCAAAGACUGAACCGGAAGCCAUAAAUGAAGACUUUUAUGCGGAGGCUAAGCGCAGGCAGGAGUUGCGGCUGAAGCUUCUCUCGUCCGUUUACAAUGAAAAGCAGCAAAUUGAAGGUGGCUAUGAGCCUGAUCCUCUGGCACCGAGGUGCGCUGACUGCGAAGAGGCAUCUGUGACCAGGACGCACUGGCGCUGCAACAGUUGCUACUGCCAUCUGAACUUGUGUGGCGACUGUCUAACCAGUCAGUUGCUCGAAGAACGCUUUGAGCAUCUAAGCCACGAAGUUGUCGAGGAUCAGGAAUCUUAAAGAAUCAUCCUAUACAUUUAAAAAUAAAAUACUUUUAUAUGAAAA
Messenger RNA from Drosophila ananassae, 1238 nucleotides. RefSeq names its product ZZ-type zinc finger-containing protein 3 (gene Atac1). The coding region runs from base 63 to 1193 and encodes 376 amino acids. NCBI's taxonomy places the organism in Eukaryota, Metazoa, Arthropoda, Insecta, Diptera, Drosophilidae. The transcript has a single exon. The record is from RefSeq and is a predicted model, not a curated record.